AUGGGGGGCAGGGGAUCCACUCACGCUCCCCACGUGUCCCGCAGCGUGCGCGAGGGGCGGCUGGAGCACACCCUGGCCCGGGACCUGGUCCCUGGGGACACCGUCUGCCUGGCCGUGGGGGACAGAGUCCCGGCCGACCUGCGGCUCUUCGAGGCUGUGGACCUUUCUAUUGACGAAUCCAGUCUCACAGGGGAGACAGCUCCUUGCUCUAAGUCUACAGCUCCUCAGCCUGCAGCAACCAAUGGAGACCUGACUUCAAGGAGCAAUAUUGCUUUCAUGGGAACGUUGGUCAGAUGUGGAAAAGCAAAGGGGAUAGUUAUUGGAACAGGAGAAAACUCUGAAUUUGGGGAGGUUUUCAAAAUGAUGCAAGCAGAAGAGGCUCCAAAGACUCCUCUGCAGAAGAGCAUGGAUCUCCUGGGAAAACAGCUUUCCUUGUAUUCCUUUGGUAUAAUAGGGGUUAUUAUGCUGGUUGGCUGGCUGCAGGGCAAGCACAUCCUGGACAUGUUCACCAUCGGUUGCAGUUUGGCUGUAGCUGCAAUCCCUGAAGGACUCCCAAUUGUGGUAACAGUGACCCUGGCCCUUGGUGUGAUGAGGAUGGUGAAGAAACGGGCUAUUGUAAAAAAACUGCCUAUUGUGGAAACUUUAGGUUGUUGCAAUGUAAUUUGCUCAGAUAAGACUGGAACUCUGACAAAGAAUGAAAUGACUGUUACUCAUAUUUUUACUUCAGAUGGGCAGCACGCUGAGGUUACUGGAGUAGGCUAUAACAGGUUUGGAGAAGUGAUGCUUGAUGGUGAAGUUAUUCAUGGUUAUAACAACCCGUCCAUUAGCAAAAUUGUUGAGGCCGGUUGUGUGUGCAAUGAUGCUUUGAUUAGAAACAACACGCUGAUGGGGAAGCCAACAGAAGGGGCUUUAAUUGCACUUGCCAUGAAGAUGGGCUUAGAUGGACUCCAGGAGGACUACAUCAGGAAGGCAGAAUACCCCUUCAGCUCGGAACAGAAGUGGAUGGCCGUUAAGUGUGUUCACAGAACACAGCAGGACAAACCAGAGGUUUGCUUUAUGAAAGGUGCUUAUGAGCAAGUCAUUAGGUACUGUACAUCAUACAACUGUAAGGGGCAGACCCUGCCUCUUGUUCAGCAACAGAGGGAGCAGUACCAGCAGGAGAAGACCUCUAUGGGCUCUGCAGGACUUAGGGUGUUGGCCUUGGCUUCUGGUCCUGAGUUAGGACAACUGACAUUUCUGGGACUUGUGGGAAUAAUUGAUCCUCCCCGUACUGGUGUGAAGGAAGCUGUGACUACACUUAUCACCUCAGGAGUUGCAAUAAAAAUGAUCACUGGAGAUUCUCAGGAGACUGCAGUUGCCAUUGCUAGUCGACUAGGAUUGUAUUCCAAAAAUUCACAGGCAAUCUCUGGAGAAGAAAUAGAUGAUUUGGAUAUUCAGCAGCUUUCUCAAAUAACACCAAAGGUUGCAGUAUUUUACAGAGCCAGUCCCCGACACAAAUUGAAAAUUAUAAAGGUAAGUCUCACUGGAGGCUCAGGUGCUGGACUGUUGCUGUGGGCCCUCUUUGUGGUGCUUUACCUAAAUUUUUAA
Messenger RNA from Merops nubicus (carmine bee-eater), 1587 nucleotides. RefSeq names its product calcium-transporting ATPase type 2C member 1-like. NCBI's taxonomy places the organism in Eukaryota, Metazoa, Chordata, Aves, Coraciiformes, Meropidae. The transcript is spliced from 14 exons. Gene Ontology annotation, molecular function: P-type calcium transporter activity; ATP hydrolysis activity; ATP binding. Gene Ontology annotation, biological process: calcium ion transmembrane transport; intracellular calcium ion homeostasis; manganese ion transport. Gene Ontology annotation, cellular component: Golgi membrane; endoplasmic reticulum; plasma membrane. Bases 1 to 1587 code for a protein of 528 amino acids. The record is from RefSeq and is a predicted model, not a curated record.